AUUAUUUUGGUUAAAAAGAGUUGAAGAGGCGAGGGUAGGUAAUGAGGAGUAAGAGUAGUAAUCGUUAAUACGAGGGGACACAUGGAAAAAAUAGGAGGAGACCUCCAAGUGUAAGUCACACCUAGCGUGCCGGUUUCAUUUGGAAAAUCAAUUGUACACUGGGCGGCUGAGACGAGGGCUUGAAAUUGGAAAUACAGAAGAAAGAGGAUUGAAUUAUAUUUCCCUAAUUUAAGAUCAGAAUUUAGCAGGAUUAUGCAGGUGGAGAUGGACACUGUAAAAUCUAUUGCAUUCGAUUGGUGGGACGAUGUAAAUGCCUCCCCUGAUUGGCAGAAUCGGGUUUUCUACAUGCUUGCCGGACUUUAUGGAUUUGUUGCUGCUCUGGCUCUUAUUCAACUUAUUCGUAUUGAGCUGAGAGUGCCAGAAUAUGGGUGGACAACUCAGAAAGUUUUUCAUUUUCUCAAUGUUGUUGUGAAUGGAGUUCGCUGUGUGAUCUUUGUAUUCCGUCGAAGUGUGCAAAACAUUGAACCUGAGAUUUUGAAAUAUAUUUUACUUGAUAUGCCUGGGCUGCUAUUCUUCACUACAUAUGCACUGUUGGUGCUGUUUUGGGCAGAAAUUUACUAUCAGGCACGUGCUAUAUCAACUGAUCGCCUUAGACCUACAUUCAUGACAAUCAAUGCCAUCAUCUAUCUUUUUCAGGUAUGCAUAUGGAUUUACUUGUGGUGCAGUCAGUCUGUAUUUGUUGAGAUUUUAUCGCAAAUAUUUUUUGCAGGUGUUUCCUUCUUUGCAGCAUUGGGUUUUUUGCUUUAUGGCGGCAGACUCUUUCUCAUGCUUCGUCGCUUUCCAAUUGAAUCAAAAGGGCGUAGGAAGAAGCUUCAAGAGGUGGGGUAUGUCACUACCAUAUGCUUCAUGUGUUUUCUGAUAAGGUGCAUCAUGAUGUUUCUCUGUACAUUUGACAAAGGUGCAAACCUUGACGUUUUGGAUCAUCCAAUUUUAAACUUCAUAUAUUACUUGCUAGUGGAAAUUAUUCCAUCUUCACUUGUUCUUUUUAUACUACGGAAAUUACCUCCAAAGCGCGGUGCAGCUCAAUAUCAUCCCAUUCGUUAGCAUGGAAAAGAGCAUCCCCACUUGUUAGAAUGGUGUAGGGUUUCAAAGCAACAUCACCAAUCAUUAUAAGCAGACAGUUCACGUUGCCAAAAAAGCUCCAAGGCAGAGAGUGACAAUGGACUCUGGGUACAACUGUGAAAUUUUCUCCAGUUCCAUUAUUUAUCAGUUUUGAGCUGGAAAUGCAUAUUUAUCCAUAUCAAUGUAUACUUGUAUCACGCCAGCAGUAAAAAUGCUUGUGUAUUUUAUAAAAUUGGACAAUGGUAAUUCUUUCUUGAAGUUUGAUUUCUCUAGUUUGAAGCUUACAAUCUGUAUUAUAAAGGAGGAUGUCGGAUUUUGUAGCUUGUAUUGUGAAUUCUUCUGACACUUUUAUAAUUAGCUCGUUACCAUAAUUCUUUGGUUA
Molecule: messenger RNA, 1504 nt
Organism: Cryptomeria japonica (Japanese cedar)
Lineage: Eukaryota; Viridiplantae; Streptophyta; Pinopsida; Cupressales; Cupressaceae
Product: tobamovirus multiplication protein 3
Exons: 11
Coding region: 253-1104 (283 amino acids)
Source: RefSeq, a predicted model, not a curated record